Engraulis encrasicolus (European anchovy) is the source of this 960-nucleotide messenger RNA. Its product is annotated as hydroxycarboxylic acid receptor 2-like. The record is from RefSeq and is a predicted model, not a curated record. Gene Ontology annotation, biological process: G protein-coupled receptor signaling pathway. The transcript is spliced from 2 exons. Bases 1 to 960 code for a protein of 319 amino acids. Gene Ontology annotation, molecular function: G protein-coupled receptor activity. Lineage: Eukaryota; Metazoa; Chordata; Actinopteri; Clupeiformes; Engraulidae. Gene Ontology annotation, cellular component: plasma membrane.
AUGGUGCCUAAUGCCUGCUGUCCCUACCAGGGGAAGAUACUGCCCGUGGUGUUGCCUCCCUUCAUCAUCACCGAGUUGGUGCUGGGCGUCCUGGGCAACAGCCUGGCUCUCUGGAUCCUCUGCCGCCACAUGAGGCCCUGGAAGAGCAGCACCGUGCUCCUCUUCAACCUGGCCCUGGCCGACUUCCUGCUCAACGCGGUGCUGCCGUUCCGUGCCAGCUACUACUUUUACGGGCUGGACUGGCGUUUCGGUGACGGCUUCUGCCGCGUCUUCCUCUUCCUGGUGUCCCUCAACCGUAACGGCAGCAUCGCCUUCCUGACGCUUAUCGCCCUGGACAGGUACGUGCGUGUGCUGCACCCGCACCACCGCCUCAACUCGACAUCCGUCGGGAAAGCCACAGGCCUCGCCCUGGCUGUGUGGGCCAUCACCGCGGCCCUCAACGCCCACCUGCUGGCGCAACCGCAGCACAUGAGAGUGGCCAACAGUACACAGUGCGAGAGCUUCCGGGCGUGUGUGGAAGAAGACUCUGCCGCCGCCUGGUACAAAGCCACCUUCGUGGUGUCGUUCUUCGGGCCCCUGGCACUGCUAAUGGUCUGCUCCAUACGCAUCGUCUCUGAACUCCGGCGCCGGCACCUGGAUCGGCAGGGUAACAUGAAGCGGGCCCUGUUCUCCCUGGCCGCAGUGGUGGUGCUCUUCUUCGUCUGCUUCCUGCCCAGCAAUGUGGCGCAGGCCUUCGUCUGGGUGAAGGUGGGAUCCAUGGUGACGACGAGGGCUUGCAAGGAUGUGGAGGUGGCCAACGCCGUCUUCUACAGCAUGUUGACCCUCACCUACCUCAACAGCGCGCUGGACCCCGUGGUCUACUACUUCUCCAACCCCGCCUUCCAGAGGACCUGCAGACGGUUGCUGCUGCGGAGUGACGGAGGGCAUGGAGGGGCCGUAGACAGCAACUCCCAGGAGUGA